Humulus lupulus (European hop) is the source of this 492-nucleotide messenger RNA. RefSeq lists its product as uncharacterized. Bases 1 to 492 code for a protein of 163 amino acids. NCBI's taxonomy places the organism in Eukaryota, Viridiplantae, Streptophyta, Magnoliopsida, Rosales, Cannabaceae. The record is from RefSeq and is a predicted model, not a curated record. The transcript has a single exon.
AUGGUUCUUCAGCGUUUAAGAGAACAAAAACUUUAUGCCAAAUUCUUCAAGUGUGAAUUUUGGCUGGAAAAGGUGAGUUUCUUGGGCCAUGUGAUAUCAAGAGAAGGGAUAUUCGUGGAUCCUACCAAGAUAGAGGCAGUAAGUCACUGGAAACCUUUGAAAAAUGCUCAAGAAGUGAGAAGUUUUCUUAUAUUAGCAGGGUAUUAUAGGAUUUUCAUAGAAGGGUUCUCGAAAAUAGCAACUCCAAUGAUCGCUCUUACUAGUAAAAAUACUAAGUUUUUAUGGAUCGAACAGUGUGAAAGGAGUUUCCAAGAACUAAAGAUGAGGUUGACCACUGCCUUAGUGCUGACUAUCCCAUUGGGGCAGAGGGAUAUGCGAUCCACAGCGAUGCCUCAAGAUAAGUACUGGGAUGGUACUGGUGCAACAUGGCAAGGUGAAAGCUUAUGCGUCCCAACAGCUAAAGAAUUACAAAAAGAACUACUCGACGCAUGA